Messenger RNA from Suillus paluster, 2024 nucleotides. RefSeq names its product peptidase S28. The transcript has 10 exons. Gene Ontology annotation, biological process: proteolysis. Bases 1 to 1545 code for a protein of 514 amino acids. Gene Ontology annotation, molecular function: dipeptidyl-peptidase activity; serine-type exopeptidase activity. NCBI's taxonomy places the organism in Eukaryota, Fungi, Basidiomycota, Agaricomycetes, Boletales, Suillaceae. The record is from RefSeq and is a predicted model, not a curated record.
AUGAUGUGGGCUAUUGCGACGAUCUUACUUGCAGGUGUCGCCCGAGCGGCUAUCCCCAAUGCCAUGCUCCGUGGCAUGCCUACUCUCCCAAAGCUUUCAGUGCCAGAACGUUCUGUCACCUCGCCGAAUGGUACAGCACUCCCACCCAUUACGACCGUCUAUUACUUCGACCAGCUCAUCGACCACAAUAACGCAAACCUCGGAACGUUCCAGCAACGGUACUGGAUGAGCUGGGAGUUUUAUGAGCCUGGUGGCCCCAUCAUCUUGAUGACACCUGGAGAAUCUGACGCUGAUGGCUUCGAAGGCUACCUUACCAACAGCACCAUCAAUGGUGUUAUUGCUCAACAACAGAAGGGUGCAGCCAUCCUUAUAGAACACCGUUUCUUUGGCUAUUCAAAUCCAUAUGAUGACCUCACGUCAGAAUCUCUCGCUCUCCUCACCAUCCAGCAGGCCAUCGAUGAUCUCGUGUACUUCGCCACGACCGCCGAUCUUCCCAUGCCUGGGGGUGAUGCCGUGAAGCCUGGUCAGGCGCCAUGGAUACUGGUUGGAGGAAGCUACUCGGGAGCCCUCACCAGUUGGACAAUGGUGAAUAAACCGGGAGUUUUUUGGGCUGGAUAUGCAUCUUCUGGCGUCGUAGAGGCAAUCACCGACUAUUAUAGCUACUUUACCCCAGUUCGCGAGUACAUGCCACAGAACUGUUCUUCUGAUGUAGAGGCAGUUAUUGCCUACCUGGAUGACAUGUACGCGGCUAAUGACACCGCUGGAAUCCAGUCGCUUAAGGAGUCAUUUGGCCUUGGCGAUCUUGUACACGUAGAUGAUUUCGCCGCUGCACUUCAAUUCAACUUGUUCGAUUGGCAAUCUCUGCAGCCUGAUGUCGGCCCAGGAGCGAUGUUCUUCCAGUUCUGUGAUGCACUCGAGGUCAAGGACGGUGUCAGCGCCGGAUCUGAGGGAUGGGGCCUUGAUCAUGCUAUCGACUCGUGGGGCAAGUUCUGGAAUACUACAUACUACAACAAUGUCUGUGGAGAUCAGGAUGCUGAAACCUGUCUUGGGACGUAUGACACGAGCCAGUCCUACUGGACCGAUGUUACUGUGAAUAAUGCCAACAGGUCGUGGUUCUGGAUGGUGUGCAACCAAGUCGGCUGGUACCAGGUUGGCCCUCCUGAAGGCCAGCCUGCCAUCAUAAGCCGAAUCCUCCAACCCAUUUAUAACGAGCGCGAAUGCGUCAACAUGUUCCCUGAAGCCUUCGCUUCUCCACCUGAGCCUACCACUACUGAGACCAACACAAUGUACGAUGGCUGGAACGUGGAUAUCCCCCGUCUCUUCUUCGCCAACGGCCUGCGUGACCCUUGGCGCGAGGCAACUGUCUCUGCUGACGGGUUGAACAAACCUAGCACUCUCAGCACGCCGAUCUAUGAGGGCGAUGGAUUCCACUGCUCGGACUUGGUCAUACAGAAUGGCAUUGUUGACGCGACAAUCGCUGCCGUGCAGGAAGCAGGAAUAACAUACAUGAAGGGAUGGAUUGCUGAGUGGCAACCUUCCGCUUGAUGACUUGCUAUAGAUGUGACUUAUGGACAGGCGAGUUCUUUAAUAAUCACCUAUCAGGUUACAGUGAACGUAUGGUGUUGGUCCCUUACUUAGUAAUGAGCAAGUUGAUACCCGUCACAUUUAAUAGAGGAAGGCUAGUUCAUUUAUUUUCCACAUUGCACCUAUAUACCCCUGUGCCAGCCCUUCGAAAGUGAAACAUGCGCUGGAUUUCCUCCCAUAGGCCCUUUAAGUACUUGGUUUGCUUUGGAAACAGAGUGAUGGAUGCGCUCGACAGGCAUCCUCCAAGUUGAUUGACAUGAUCUCAGAACGGGUGAAUAGGACGAUGUCUGUGCCGGGUCCCAUACCGAGUUUCCCGUUGCAGAUGUCAUAGGCCAACAUCUCCGCUGCAGCAUUGACCCCAGUGGGAAGCUGACUUUGGAACAGAAAGGUCUUCCGGAAGGACCUUUGUGUUGGUCUCAUGUUAAACCUUGUGGGGUAAC